Molecule: messenger RNA, 4029 nt
Organism: Symbiodinium necroappetens
Lineage: Eukaryota; Dinophyceae; Suessiales; Symbiodiniaceae
Source: the annotation of a GenBank genome assembly
AUGCAGCCCGUGACGUCGCGGCUUCUCGAACCUGAAGCAGUGCCAGUGCAAGGAGUCCUCAAGCCUCGCGGGCGCAGCUAUGAGGAAGUACGUGAGAAGGCCGUUGUGGCCCGCAGAACUCUUCGCACAACAGUCUUAGCAGCCGAGCUUCUUCAUCUGAGCAUUUGCGCAGCCCUCCUGACCUCGGAGGCACUAGCUGCUGCAAUUGCCAACGACGGGAUGCUCUUCAGAGGGAGCCAUGGCUUUGAAGAAGCCGUGUCGAUGUCGCUGCUGGCAUUGAGCCCCAUCUUGUCGGCAGUCGCCACCGCGGUGUUGUGCUGUCGGGACCUGGCUGUGGAUCCGGGCCUUUCACCAGCCUUUGCGCUCCUUGCUCUUUUUGCAGCUGCUGAAGCUUGCUUCUUGGCCGUGAGCUCAGCAGGCACCGACCGUGCAAUGCAUGCCUUCGGUUGGCCUUUGGAGCUGUUGGUGGCGCUCGGUCGCAGUGGAGCUGCCCUGGCAGCUGGCAGGCCAAGAACAGAGGCUCCGGCGCAGGAGCCCCGAGCUUCACCAAGACCUGUGGGAACGCGGACAAAGCGAAGGCUUCCACCGACCGAGGCUCCGCCCAGCUCAGAAGGUGCCAUCGCGAGCGAGGUGAAACACAGCGUGACCCCCGUGACCGAGGAGACAUUGGCGCUGCCCGUGCAGUCUUGUGCCCUGCUCGACUUCGAGGAACUCGACUAUCAGUCAGCAAGUCCAGAGGAGUGGAAGCAGAAGCUACUGGAGCAGUUGCGGGCAACGCUUGGAAUCACGGAAGAAGCGUGCUCGAGAUUUCAUCUGGACUUUAGAAACGGUGCAGCAGGCAGCCUGGUGGCCGAAAUUCGAGCACCAGAAACAGCCCUGCAGUCUCUGCUGAAAGCCAACAAGCCCUUGGUGCUCAGUCACUGCGGUGUCGUCGCAGCAGCACUACCCACACGCCCGAACAGAGCACAAGAAGGUCUCCAUCACAGUCACUGCGCAGCCGCUCGUGUGGUCAUGGCGUCAGUGAGGACAUGGCAAAGGCAGCUGCACAUGGAGAUGGAAGACCUGAGGAACAAGUGCCAACAGCGUUUUCAGGAAAUAGAGGAGAACUACACCUCUUUCAGCAACCGAUCCCAAGAGCAGCACUCCCGCCUGAAGAGCCUGGAGGCUAAGGCGCAGCUGUCAUUAUAUCGGCCUGCCCUCACGGCCCUCACGGACUCUGUCGAAGUAGCAGGGCAUCCGCGCUCACCAGAGCAGCAUCCUGCACCGUUCCCGCAAGCGCAGGCCGUGGAGGCUGGAGCUGAAGCUGCUGCUGCUUCCGUCGCACGCCGCGUGACGGAACGCGUGCGACAAAACCUGGAGGCCGAGAUGGAGACGCUGCGGCACCGCUUUCUGCAGGUCGUCCGUGACGUGGAGGAUCUUCACCGGAGUGCGGCCAUAGGCCGUGCACAGGCUGCAGAGGCAUCGGCGGCCUCCCUUCGGCAACUUCUCGUGGAGGCUCUGAUCCGACCUGGUCGGCCCGACGAAGCCCAACAAUUGGCUCUCAAACUUCUGAGCCAGGCGCUGAAUGCCGCGACCCUGCUCUCGGCAGCCUCGCUCUCACCCGAGCCGAGCAGUCCGAUCGCAGAGAUUUUCAAGAAGCACGAGAGCGCAGUGGAGACCAGGAAAAUCUGUGAAGACAUCUUGGCGGAGCGGAUCCAAGACCUGCUAGCAGAUGGCCACGGGGCACGUGGUGCUAUUGCCAGCGCUCUGGGCAAAAUGGAGAGCUCGGCAAGUUCAGCUGCUCUUCCUCGCAGUCAGCAGGCUGUGUUGCCGCCACCGCCUCGUAGUACUUCCGAACCAAGGUUGGUGGAUCACCUGAAUGUGAAGAUUUUGGAGCUGCGGGCCUUCUCCUCAGACUCUCCAGCAGCACGGGUGGACUCGGUGAACUUUGGGAUCUUUGGCUGCGUUACGUGCUGCAGCGAAGACCUCGGGCCGCAGGAGUGUUCGAACUUCUCGUGGGCUUGUGGCAAGAUGGAGCUGGAACAUCAGCGAGCCAUUGGCAAGUGGGAAUCCCAGGGCAUCAUCGCGGAGAUGCCUUUUUGCUUUCGAGAAGCCUGGAAGGUGCAGCUGCCGACCGACAAUUGCCAAUACGGCCGGGAGAAUCUAUUUCCCGCAAUGCAGGAGACUUCGAAUCUAGUCCAGGGCUUUGCCAAGAUGUCGGUCAGUUACCAGCAAGAGCCACCGCCUCGGGUAACAGACAUCGGAUUCGUUACCGGAUGCAGGCCCGGGCCGUUGCUGCAAGUCGCAGCGAGUGAGGCCCAGAAGAUCCUGGACACCUUCUCAGAGCAGAACCUUGCAAACACAGCAUGGGGCUUCGCCAAGCCACAGUGGAACGGUCUGGUGCUUAUGGCCCCGGGGCACCAAGUAUCUCGAGUGAAUGCGAGUGUGGCCUCGGCAACUGCAACCUUGGAUCUGGCACUGGCAAAGAUGCCCGAGCUCUUUCCGCAGGUGAAGAAUGCGAUGUUGCUGGCUGCGGCUGAUGCCUCGUCAAGCAUGAAGUUUGCCACCGGCCUGAUGUAUUGCCGCGGGGCACUGCAGAAAGCGGUUCAGGACGCAGUGUUCCUCAAGGUGUACCAGCACCGAGCGCGGGAUUUGGCCAACGCAGCCCGAUCGCCUGGUCGAUUAAAGACGACGGAGCCAGUCGCAGCUGCUAGCAUCUGUUACUGCACAUUCGCUGCCGAAGAUCCAGCAAUGCUUGCCGCAGGAGUUGUCCAAUCUGGCGUGGGCUACAGCGACGCCCCAGACCUUGGGCAAAAUGUCAACGGACGUUCCAGCGUGCAGAACCUGGCGAAUGCAGCUCAGGGGUUCGCCACACUUGGUGCCAUGGGGCUGAAGCGCAUUUCGCAGCCCGAGCCGCAAGCACCGACCAACACUGCAGUUCGAUCGCCGGGAACAUUGGGUGUCAGCAAUGUGGCCGGAUCCUUCGCUUGGAGAUACACAGAGACGGAUGUGUCGUUGGAAGCUGCUGCCACGCAGGGAAGACACAAGGCAGGCGGAGAUGCAUUGCCCUCAGGCGAAGUCGACUUGUGUGAUCUGUCUGCGACUGUCAUCAUGGCUCUUGAAGCUUUGAGCCCGGUGUGGCCACAACGGAUGUCAAGCGCACCUCUGAGACCACCGCCGCGAUCCAUCCUGAAGGCUGCACAUGCUGCACCCUCAUCACCAUUGACGGUCUCAGGGGCAUCGGCGGCCUCGGCGGCUUCGUUGAUGUGCGGUCUGCGGCGUCGUGGACGGCCCAGGCUACAAGCCAGCUUCCGAUGGGAGCAGGGAGAUGCCACCGAUCAGGAGCUGCGAAUCUUCAUGCCGGUGGGCAGCAACACCUCAGCCAAAGACGUCGAGCUAGAGUUAACGGAAACGUACCUGCGAAUCGGUCUGCGUGGCAAACCGCCAAUGAUUGAAGGCGAUUUGUGGAGCUGUGCAGAUGUAGAGGACACUUAUUUCGAGUUGGAGACUCGGCAAACAGAGGUGGCUCGAAAGGAUGUCAAAGAGUUGGUGUUGUACCUCGCGAAGAAAAGGGUCGAGACUUGGGAGGAAAUCUUGCGCCCCUGUUACAAGUGGGAACCUGCUGGACGUUACAACGAGGAGAUCCGAAUCUACGUUCCCCUUCGUGACGAGCUCAGGGCCUCCGACGUUGAUUUCCAGCUGGCCAACGGUCGUCUCCGACUGAGAUGUGCUGAAAAAGUAGUUCUGGAUGGAGAGCUGUGGGGCGCUGUCGAGCUCGAGGACUGCGAUUGGAUGAUAGAUGUCCAUGAUGGCCAGCGAAGCGUUAUUGUUUCCUUGGGAAAGCUGCAUGUGCGCGAGCACUGGGAGAGACUGUGGAAGAGCGAGGAAGGCAAGGCUGGCUGGCCAGUCUUCAAGACAGGCUCACGCAAGGAUGUCGACAUGGCAGUCCUUGGUUCUCUUGAUUAUGUCCAUACCCUCCUAAACCAACGGGAUGUCGACUAUGCGAGGGACUACUUAAACCAUGUCUUGCCUGAUGACGAGGAGCCUUGA